AUGGAGGUGUCUGCUUUGCUUUUUUGCCAGGGGUGUGCCCCAUGGAAGGGAGUUUUGCUCACAGCUUCCCUUUUAACAUGCUGGCACCUGUCUACCACUUCCAAAGUCACCAUUGAAUUAUUGCCACCACACGUGGUUGAAGGGGAAGAUGUUCUUUUCCUUGUCCAAAAUCUGCCAGAGGAUCUUUCAGCCUUUGCCUGGUUUAAAGGGAGGACAAAUAAGAAACAUGGAAUUGCACUAUAUGCAGUGGCCUCUGACAUACAUGUACACAGCGAUAAAGAGACAUUGUAUAGCAAUGGAUCCCUGAUGAUCCACAACAUCACCCAGAAGGACAGAGGUUACUAUACCCUACGAACCUUCAAUAAACAUUCAGAAACUGUAUCAACAACAUCCACAUUCCUCCAUGUGAACCUCUUCCUUUGGAACUGUGGGCGCUUUGUCACCUCGUCACAGCCCAGUAUUGAAUCACUGCCACCCAUUGUUCCUGAAGGGGAAGAUGUUGCUCUACGCAUUCACAAUAUCCCAGAGAAUCUUCAAGGCUUUGCAUGGUUCAAAGGGAUGACUGUCUUCAGGCACCUUGAGAUUGGCCGGUACAUAAUAGACAGGAAGUCAAGUGUGUUUGGGCCUGCAUACAGCGGUAGAGAGAAGCUGGGUAGUGAUGGAUCCCUGCGGAUUACAAAUGUCACUCAGAAAGAUGCCGGAUUGUACACCCUACGAGUUCUGGGUACAGAUAUGAAGAGUGAAGAAGCACAUGUAGAAAUCCAAGUUAACAACCCCCGUUUUCAGUGCUGUAACCCUACCACCUCUUCCAAACUCAUGGUUGAAGCAGUGCCCCGGUCUGCUGCUGAAGGGGAAAGUGUUCUUCUUCUGGUCCAUAACCUGCCAGAAGAGCUGAUAUCCUUUACCUGGUACAACGCGAUGUACAGGGUCCCAGCCUUUAAAAUUGUAGAGUACCAUGUAAUCCGGAAUAUCACCACCUGGGGGGAUGCAUACAGAGGAAGAGAUAUGGUGUAUGCUAAUGGAUCCCUGCUGCUCCCGGGCGUCACUGAGGAAGAUGCAAGAAUGUACACACUAGAAACUUUAAACGUAAACUAUACAGUUGAAAGAGCACACGUGCAGUUUUAUGUAAGCAAGCCUGUCACACAACCCUUUGUGCAAAUCAUUGAUACCACAGUCAAGGCACAAAGAUCUGUGACCUUCACCUGUGUUACACCUGACAUUGGAAUCUCUAUCCGUUGGUUCUUCAAUAGACGCAAUCUGCGGCGUACAGAAAGGAUGACACUGUCCCCAUCAAAGUGUGGACUCAGAAUUAGUAAUGUCAGAAGUGAAGAUGCUGGAGAGUACCGGUGUGUGGUCACCAACAGAAAUGGUGAUGCAGUGGCCAGUCACCCAGUCAGGUGGCCACGAUGA
This is a messenger RNA of Mastomys coucha (southern multimammate mouse), 1410 nucleotides long. RefSeq names its product pregnancy-specific glycoprotein 22-like. NCBI's taxonomy places the organism in Eukaryota, Metazoa, Chordata, Mammalia, Rodentia, Muridae. The transcript is spliced from 5 exons. Gene Ontology annotation, cellular component: plasma membrane; cell surface. The record is from RefSeq and is a predicted model, not a curated record. Gene Ontology annotation, biological process: regulation of immune system process; signal transduction. Gene Ontology annotation, molecular function: protein tyrosine kinase binding. The coding region runs from base 1 to 1410 and encodes 469 amino acids.